AUGGCGGACGGAGUGACGCAACUUUGUGAAUUCUGCAAUAGACUUCGAUUAUCAUUGAUUACAACCUCGAAAUUGAGAAAUAUGCCCCCUGUAUUUCAUUUGAUUCUUGCAAGCCUUACUGGAGUUGCUGUGGCAUUGAUCGCGACUUACAUUCCUUCAAUAUGGAGGCCGUGGUUUUGGCGACCAUCGCUGGAAUCAUACGCACCUGGGUUCAAUCUUGUCUUAGCACCGCAAACCGCUUUAGUGGAGAAAACUCCUUUGCAAGGGGAGGCUCUUCAAGCUCUUAAACUUGCAUUAGAAAUGAAUGGUGAAGGAAAAAGAGACAAAGCUUUGAAACUUUUCAAACAAGCUGAGGCAUUAUCACCUCAUCACCCUGAAAUUCUUUUACAUUAAGGAGAAUUUCUUGAAGACGACGAUAUAAUUCAUGCAGAGCAUCUGUAUACAAGAGCUCUAGCUGUUAGUCCUGAAAACUCUCGGGCAAUGGUAAACAGCGGAAGGACGUUACCUAAGGUACGACAGCUUGAUCAGGAAAUGCUUAAUAAGAUUGAAGAGAAAAGAGAUGAACUCUUCCGUGUUCCAAAGGGAAGCCUAGCUAUGAAAAGAGCUGUUACUGAGGCUUAUUACCAACAUAUAUAUCAUUCAAAUGCCAUUGAAGGUAACACAAUGACAUUAUCAAUGACAAGAGCAAUAGUAGAAACAAGAAUGGCAGUGCCUGGAAAGAGUAUUUUAGAGCACAAUGAAGUCUUAGGACUUGACGAGGCAAUGAAAUUUGUCAAUGGGUCCUUACUUCAAAAACAGGAAAAAAUUACUAUUGAAGAGAUUCUUGAAAUACACCGCCGGGUGCUGGGACAUGCUCAUCCUUUGGAAGCUGGCAGAUUUAGAACUACACAGGUAUUUGUGGGGAAUCAUGUUCCCCCCAGCCCAAUGGAGAUCGAAAGACAUGUGAAUGAAUUCAAUGAGUGGCUGUUGUCCAGGGAUCCUGAAAUGCUUCAUCCCAUAGAAUUUGCAGCUCUUGCACAUUACAAACUUGUCUACAUUCAUCCAUUCACAGAUGGCAAUGGAAGAACUAGCAGGCUGCUAAUGAAUUCCAUUUUAAUGCGAGCAGGAUUCCCUCCAGUUAUCAUUAGAUUUCAAGACCGAUACAAAUAUUAUGAAUACUUAGAUAUGGCAAAUCAUGGUGAUGUGAGACCCUUUAUAAGAUUUGUGGCCAGGUGUACAGAAAGAACCAUUGAUGAGUACCUGUCAGUAACAACUAUUUAUCCAGUAGGUCAUGACAAGCAUCCAGAGCUAACUGAUGCCCAUGAUAUAAAUAAUGAAGGUACAUUUAAUGUGGAUAAAAAUUUACAAUAAUUAUUUAAACAAUAGUCUGCCUUUUGUGUUAAAAUAUGCACAGAUAUUCUUUCAUGGACAUUAUCUGUUCUGAGUUGGGAACUGUUUUCCAAGAGCAUAGCUAGAGGAAAAUGCAAGCUUUAAGGAACAGAUAAUGUCCAAAGCCAAGUGAAUGAGUAUAUUUUUGCACCAAAUGGAGGCUAUUGUGUUCACCAUUCCUCAAAUAUUUUUGCAGUGUAGGAGAACAAUUUCAAGGAACAGCUAACUGAUUACUGCAUGGGAUGUUUACUUUUGAGUGUUCUCUGGUAUGAGUUAUGAAAAAAAUAAACACGUGUCUUCUUCUGUAACAAUUACUAGACCAGUGGCACACAAGCAAAAAUAUUUGAUGGAUUGUAAUAUCACAUAGUAGUUACUGUAAUGGCAAUGAUAGUGAUAUAUUUUAAAUUACACUGAAAAGAACAGUUCUACUGUUGAAAAUAUUUAAAGGAUAUAAAUUAUUCACUAGGUGAA
This is a messenger RNA of Stylophora pistillata, 1839 nucleotides long. Its product is annotated as protein adenylyltransferase Fic-like. Gene Ontology annotation, molecular function: protein binding. Lineage: Eukaryota; Metazoa; Cnidaria; Anthozoa; Scleractinia; Pocilloporidae. The record is from RefSeq and is a predicted model, not a curated record.